Messenger RNA from Musa acuminata AAA Group (dessert banana), 910 nucleotides. Its product is annotated as SUMO-conjugating enzyme SCE1. Gene Ontology annotation, biological process: protein sumoylation. Gene Ontology annotation, molecular function: SUMO conjugating enzyme activity. The transcript has 5 exons. The record is from RefSeq and is a predicted model, not a curated record. NCBI's taxonomy places the organism in Eukaryota, Viridiplantae, Streptophyta, Magnoliopsida, Zingiberales, Musaceae. The coding region runs from base 92 to 574 and encodes 160 amino acids. Gene Ontology annotation, cellular component: nucleus.
AGAUAUAUUCCGCAGUCAUCGUCUUCCUCGCGGUCGACGGAGUGCGAGAUUGAGAGAGGGGAGAGAGAGAGCGCGCUUUGCGAACAGAAGCAUGUCCGGAGGCAUCGCUCGUGGCCGCCUCGCCGAGGAGCGCAAGGCCUGGCGCAAGAACCACCCCCACGGUUUCGUGGCAAAACCUGAGACGCUGCCUGAUGGCUCCGUUAAUCUCAUGACGUGGCACUGUACCAUUCCCGGCAAGCAGGGGACUGAUUGGGAAGGUGGUUAUUUCCCUCUUACUGUCCAUUUCAGUGAGGACUAUCCUAGCAAACCUCCAAAAUGCAAGUUUCCUCAAGGUUUCUUCCAUCCUAACGUUUACCCUUCUGGAACUGUAUGCCUAUCAAUUCUUAAUGAAGACAGUGGAUGGAGACCAGCCAUUACCGUGAAACAGAUAUUGGUUGGGAUUCAAGACUUGCUUGAUCAGCCAAAUCCUGCUGACCCUGCCCAGACUGAUGGUUAUCAUCUCUUUAUUCAGGAUCCAGUGGAGUAUAAAAGAAGGGUUCGGCAACAAGCCAAACAGUAUCCACCACUACUCUAGUUUGGCCUUGUGGUAGUGUCUGCCUCUUCAGGCCAUCGAGUGGUUGUACUGUUUCUGGUAGUCUGUGUCCAGAGUGGAUACUGGAUAUAUUCUGAUUGGCUUGCAAUAACAUUAUUGCAAAAGGAUAUGUUGCUCAAAAUAUACUGUGACUAGGACAUGGCUUGCACUGUGAUGCCAGUGGUUUGUGGUAAACAUUAACCUUUCGGGGACCAUGGUUGUCGGAACUAAAUUCAUCUGCUUGUCCUUACUGUCAUCCUGAAAUUAUUAGCUUGUUACCUCGGUGAAACAGUAUCUGUUACGGUUUUGCGAGAAUAUGUAUCUAGUUUUGAACCGUUA